Messenger RNA from Drepanopeziza brunnea f. sp. 'multigermtubi' MB_m1, 1170 nucleotides. RefSeq lists its product as uncharacterized. The record is from RefSeq and is a predicted model, not a curated record. NCBI's taxonomy places the organism in Eukaryota, Fungi, Ascomycota, Leotiomycetes, Helotiales, Drepanopezizaceae.
AUGUGGGCCCCCACAGGUGCAGCUGGAUUUCUGGCACUUGCAAUCUCUAUUUCCCCUGCACUAUCAGCUCCAGUUGACGACGAAUUUGAGAUUGCACCGACACCUAUGAAUUACGUGAAUGUCUCUUCCAAGACCAUCUAUGUCCCUCCAAGCGAUUACAACUCUCCGAAAACUCUCUAUGGUCGUACCAUCCAGCUCCAUGAUGGAACGUUACUUGCAACGUGGGAAAACUACUCUCCUGAACCACCACUUGUGUAUUUUCCUAUCUACAAGAGCAGGGAUGCCGGAGUAACCUGGACCCCGUUCUCCAACGUCACCGACCAAGUGAAUGGAUGGGGUCUGCGAUUCCAACCUUUUCUUUACGUCUUGCCCAAGGAUAUCGGAACGCUCACCGAAGGAACCAUCCUUCUCGCCGGAAACUCUGUUCCAACUGAUCUCAGUGCUACUAAGAUCGAUAUCUACGCCUCGACAGACGACGGCAGCUCCUGGAGCUUUGUUUCCUCUGUCGCAAGCGGUGGAAAGGCCAAGCCAACCAACGGCGAGACGCCUGUAUGGGAGCCGUUCCUGAUGGUAUACGAAAACCAACUUGUUAUAUACUACUCUGAUCAAUCGGACCCAGCUCACGGACAGAAGCUCUGCCAUAAAGUUUCCUCGGACGGGGUGGAAUGGGGCAGUGCUGUUAACGACGUUGCCUAUCCUGAAUACUCCAGACGCCCGGGCAUGGCGACCAUCGCUAAACUUCCGAACGGGCAGUUCAUUUUGACCUACGAGAACGGUGGUGGGGAAAGUCCCAGCGGUAAACCUUUCCCGGUCUACUACCGCCUCAGCUCCAGCCCUCUGACUUUCAACUCCGCUCCCGAAUAUAUACUCAAGGCAGGAAGCACCUAUCCAACAUCUUCCCCGACGGUAGCAUGGAGUUCUGCUGGAGGACCCCAUGGUACGAUUGUGGUGAGUGCAAAUAGCAAUAAAGAGAUCUUCCUCAAUAGGAAUCUGGGUGCCGAAUCCGAGUGGGUGGAAUUCGCGACACCUCAGCACGCGGCCUACAGCCGUGAAGUGAGAGUUCUAAACGAUCCUACAAUGCUCCACAUCAUCAGUGCUGGAAAUCAGGGAGGUGACAACUAUGUUACAAACAGUGUAUUUAGGCUGCCAAAUACGGAGGAAGACCCUUAG